AUGUUCGACAGGCCAGAUCACACGGCUGUAGGCUGUCUCUUGGCAUUCGUCCCAGGCUUUCUGCGAAGCAGAUUAGUGGUAGGCUUCCUGCAACUGCUCGUCCCAAGUUUCCUUCGAUCUGGUCCCGCCGAGCCCAAAAAGCUCCAUUCAACAGCAUGGCUGGAACCCGGCUCAUUCGAGAUCCUGAAGAUGCCAAUAAUCCGCCUCCUCGUCACUGGUCCACCACACGUGGCCAUGUUCUUCAUCGUGUCUGGAUACGCCAUCUCGUACAAGCCCCUGAAGCUCAUGCACCAGGGCCGCUUCGCAGACGUCGGUUCUGCGCUCGCUUCAGCCUUCUUCCGCCGCCAUCCCAGGCUGUUCAUGCCCGCAGCCGUCAUCACAGUCUUCUCAGCCCUGAUGACCCAGCUGAACUGGUACGAUCCACAGGGCCAGGGCUUACCCGGGACCGCCCAGCCGUCGAGGGAACCGCCCCACGCCCUCAACCUCCACGACCAGAUGAUCCACUAUGCCAUGGCUGAGAUCCAGAACACCGACCCGAUCGGCCAGGAGCAUGCCAUGGGCGGGGUGCCGCGGAGGGUCAUUAAUCCGUACGAUCCUAACCUGUGGACGCUACCGAUAGAAUUCAACAGCUCGAUGGUCGUCUUCAUGUUCCUUGCCGCCUUCAGCCGAGUCAGAAACCGAGUCAGGAUGGCAUUCGCAUUCGCGCUGAUCAUAUAUUUCGAGUACUUCUGGUACUACUGGGCGCUGUUCCUGUUCCUGUCAGGCAUGCUCAUAUGUGAUCUACGUUUCGAAAUCGAGGACUACCGCGCGCAGCGAGCCAAAAAUGCGGUGUCAGGCGAGGCCGCUGUCCUACCUAUCUGGGCACGGGUGCCUCGGGGGAUCGUCUCGAGGAUAGCAAGAGCGCUUUCCGGCUCCCGCCUCUUGGGACGAAUCACGGGCAUUUCGCUCUUCAUCAUCGCGCUGUGGCUCCUCAGCGUGUACGAAUAUCACCCCAUCGACACUGUUUACACUCACGUGGGCGCAAUCCUCAUGGUGGUAGUUGUAGACCAUGCGUCUUUUCUGCAGAUUAUUUUCACCAAUUCCUUCUCACAAUACUUGGGCAGAAUAUCUUAUUCCUUAUACCUGGUGCAUGGCCCUCUCCUUUGGACCUUGGGGUCUGCCCUGGCCCACAGGUGUUUGGCCUUCACUGGAUCAGAUACCAAUGAGAAGUGGGUUUUGGGUAUUGCGAUGGCGGCAUUCUUGUGGUGGCCUGUGGCGAUUUGGCUGUCAGACCUCACGUACAGAGCGGUUGACGCCAAGUGCGUGCAGCUGGCAAGGUGGUCGUAUGAGAAACUACUGAGGAAAGAUUUCUAA
Molecule: messenger RNA, 1353 nt
Organism: Diaporthe batatas
Lineage: Eukaryota; Fungi; Ascomycota; Sordariomycetes; Diaporthales; Diaporthaceae
Exons: 3
Coding region: 1-1353 (450 amino acids)
Biological process (GO): polysaccharide biosynthetic process
Cellular component (GO): membrane
Molecular function (GO): acyltransferase activity, transferring groups other than amino-acyl groups
Source: RefSeq, a predicted model, not a curated record